Molecule: messenger RNA, 1149 nt
Organism: Fibroporia radiculosa
Lineage: Eukaryota; Fungi; Basidiomycota; Agaricomycetes; Polyporales; Fibroporiaceae
Exons: 10
Coding region: 1-1149 (382 amino acids)
Cellular component (GO): cytoplasm
Molecular function (GO): GTP binding; ATP binding; ATP hydrolysis activity
Source: RefSeq, a predicted model, not a curated record
AUGCCACCUAAGAAAGCAGCGGCCGCUGAGAAGAAAACCCUCCUCGGGAGGCCGAGUAAUAAUUUGAAGAUCGGUAUCGUAGGGUUGCCUAACGUGGGCAAAUCGUCGUUCUUCAACACCCUCUCUAAAACAGGCAACAACCCUGAAGAAGCUCGUAUUCCUGUGCCGGAUGCCCGUUUUGAAUGGCUCUGUGACCUCUACAAGCCUGUAUCACGUGUUCCCGCCUUCCUCACAUGCAUCGAUAUCGCUGGUUUAACUGCUGGUGCUUCCACUGGUGCUGGUCUUGGAAACGCGUUCCUGUCACACGUUCGUGCUGUAGACGGUAUCUUCCAAGUUGUCCGCGCUUUUGAUGACGCGGAAGUUAUCCACGUCGAGGGCGAUGUCAAUCCAUUGCGGGAUAUGGAGAUCAUUCAGACGGAGCUUCGAUUGAAAGACAUUGAAUGGGUUGAGAAGUCGCUUGACGGCCUCAAGAAGUCUGGUCGUUCGCUCGGAAACUCAAGCUUGGCUGAUAAAGCAAAGAAAGAGGAGAUUGCGACUGUAGAAAAGAUCUAUAAAGUCUUGACACAAGACCAGAAGGACGUUCGUAAGGCAGAGUGGACCAACAAAGAGAUCGAUGUUGUGAACGGGCUGCAGCUCCUUACUGCGAAGCCGGUGACAUAUCUUGUGAACCUGAGUGAGAGAGACUACAUCCGCAAGAAGAACAAGUGGCUGCCAAAGAUCAAGGCCUGGAUUGACGAGAACAAUCCGGGAGAUCCGUUGAUUCCCUUUUCUGUUGCACUUGAGGAUCGCCUUGCAGCGAUGUCUGAUGAGGAACGGGAGGAAGAGCAGAAGAAUAUCGGUGCUCAGAGUGGUCUCCCCAAGAUUACUCAAGCUGGUUAUUCGAGCCUUGAUCUUAUUCGAUACUUUACUUGUGGCCCUGAUGAGGUCCGAGCAUGGACUAUCCGACGCGGCACCAAGGCGCCACAAGCAGCUGGCGUUAUUCACUCCGAUUUCGAGAAUAAGUUCGUAUGUGGUGAAAUAAUGAGCUAUGACGACUUGCGGGAGCAUGGUAGUGAAACAGCGGUGAAGGCUGCUGGGAAGCUUCGACAGCAGGGCAAGCCAUAUGAGAUGAUCGAUGGAGAUAUCGCCUACUGGAAGGCAGGUGCAUGA